Coregonus sp. 'balchen' is the source of this 5143-nucleotide messenger RNA. Lineage: Eukaryota; Metazoa; Chordata; Actinopteri; Salmoniformes; Salmonidae. The record is from the annotation of a GenBank genome assembly.
AUGGAAGUGCACAUUUCGCGAGAAAGGACAGAAUUGGGGAUAAACUGUCCAAUCUUUUCAUUAUACUUUGUCUCCCAGGACGCUAUUCUGAAGCUUGGCCCCUUGCCACGUCUGCUGAAUGACAUCAGUGUAGCCUUGAGGAACCCCCAGCUCCACCGGCAGGCCAGCCACCAGACAGACAGACAGCAGGACAGGCUCAUCACACGGCCUUCCUCCAAUCGCCUGGUAUCAUCUGAUUUCCAGAGCCUCAUGAUGCGGGAUCUCAACAGGUAACUGCUCCGAGUUUAAAGGCAUAAUCUGCGUAAGAUUUCUUGAGGUUCAAUGGUAAUUUCAAUUGAUACGCAUUGAUUCUUGAAGAAUGUAAAUUAUAAAUGCCUUAUUAAUUUAGUACUGGUUCACCCUUAUCGUAAUCCAACAGCUAUGAUUGUACAAUUUCAUUGUUGUUGUUUGAGUAUUUGUAAAUAAACAAUGUUGACGCAAAGAGGGGUGAGGUGUGAGCCUAAAAUGUAUACUUUACAAUAGCUUUCAAAUACAGCCCCUGACAAUGGUAAUAAUGAUAGAUAAUGGUGAUGAUCCUCCCCCAGCUCAAUAGACAUCUCCCGUCUCCCCUCCCCAACCUCGGCAUUAUCUGGGGGUGGGGUCCUCUCGUCUCACGUCAGCAUGGGAAGCUUUGUGGAACGAGACCCCCGCGGUUCAAAGGACGUUUUCUACGUGACCCGUCCCCCCUUGGCUCGGUCCAGCCCUGCGUACUGCACCAGCAGUUCUGACAUCACUGAGCCAGACCCAAAGGUAAACACUGAUGCAUUGAUUUAUUGCCACUAGCAGCCAUCAAUUAAUUAACUACCAAAAACUUUGAGUUGGACACAUACAGUAUAUUACAACUCAUAAUAUACCUCACAAUUUAGAUACAGUGAGGGAAAAAAGUAUUUGAUCCCCUGCUGAUUUUGUACGUUUGCCCACUGACAAAGAAAUGAUCAGUCUAUAAUUUGAAUGGUAGGUUUAUUUGAACAGUGAGAGACAGAAUAACAACAACAAAAAUCCAGAAAAACGCAUGUAAAAAAUGUUAUAGAUUGAUUUGCAUUUUAAUGAAGGAAAUAAGUAUUUGACCCCCUCUCAAUCAGAAAGAUUUCUGGCUCCCAGGUGUCUUUUAUACAGGUAACGAGCUGAGAUUAGGAGCCCACUCUUAAAGGGAGUGCUCCUAAUCUCAGUUUGUUACCUGUAUAAAAGACACCUGUCCAUAGAAGCAAUCAAUCAAUUAGAUUCCAAACUCUCCACCAUGGCCAAGACCAAAGAGCUCUCCAAGGAUGUCAGGGACAAUAUUAUAGACCUACACAAGGCUGGAAUGGGCUACAAGACCAUCGUCAAGCAGCUUGGUGAGAAGGUGACAACAGUUGGUGCGAUUAUUCGCAAAUGGAAGAAACACAAAAGACCUGUCAAUCUCCCUCGGCCGGGGGCUCCAUGCAAGAUCUCACCUCGUGGAGUUGCAAUGAUCAUGAGAACGGUGAGGAAUCAGCCCAGAACUACAUGGGAGGAUCUUGUCAAUGAUCUCAAGGCAGCUGGGACCAUAGUCACCAAGAAAACAAUUGCUAACACACUACGCCGUGAAGGACUGAAAUCCUGCAGCGCCCGCAAGGUCCCCCUGCUCAAGAAAGCACAUAUACAGGGCCAUCUGAAGUUUGCCAAUGAACAUCUGAAUGAUUCAGAGGAGAACUGGGUGAAAGUGUUGUGGUCAGAUGAGACCAAAAUCGAGCUCUUUGGCGUCAACUCAACUCGCCGUGUUUGGAGGAGGAGGAAUGCUGCCAAGAACACCAUCCCCACCGUCAAACAUGGAGGUGGAAACAUUAUGCUUUGGGGGUGUUUUUCUGCUAAGGGGACAGGACAACUUCACCACAUCAAAGGGACGAUGGACGGGGCCAUGUACCGUCCAAUUUUGGGUGAGAACCUCCUUCCCUCAGUCAGGGCAUUGAAAAUGGGUCGUGGAUGGGUAUUCCAGCAUGACAAUGACCCAAAACACACGGCCAAGGCAACAAAGAAGUGGCUCAAGAAGAAGCACAUUAAGGUCCUGGAGUGGCCUAGCCAGUCUCCAGACCUUAAUCCCAUAGAAAAUCUGUGGAGGGAGCUGAAGGUUCGAGUUGCCAAACGUCAGCCUCGAAACCUUAAUGUCUUGGAGAAGAUCUGCAAAGAGGAGUGGGACAAAAUCCCUCCUGAGAUGUGUGCAAACCUGGUGACCAACUACAAGAAAUGUCUGACCUCUGUGAUUGCCAACAAGGGUUUUGCCACCAAGUACUAAGUCUUGUUUUGCAGAGGGGUCAAAUACUUAUUUCCCUCAUUAAAAUGCAAAUCAAUUUAUAAAAUUUUUGACAUGCGUUUUUCUGGAUUUUUUGUUGUUAUUCUGUCUCUCGCUGUUCAAAUAAACCUACCAUUAAAAUUAUAGACUGAUCAUGUCUUUGUCAGUGGGCAAACGUACAAAAUCAGCAGGGGAUCAAAUACUUUUUUCCCUCACUGUAUGAAUUAUCCCAAUCACUAAAUAGUGAACAUUUUUGGGUCAUAAGUGACAUAAUAAUAGGUUAUUCCAGUUGACAGGUUAUGUUCUCUCUCUCCUAGGUCCUCAGUGUGAACAAAAGUGUGUCCAUGAUGGACCUGCAGGACUCACGGAUGAACAGCAUUUCCAACCUCCAUUCGGUGGGCGAUAUGCUCAACUCCUCCCAGGCCUCCAUAGCAGGCCUGGGCCACAGUUUCGGGAACCUGGGUGGCCCGCUUCGCAUGGGAGGCCACAUGUCCGCUGGCGGCUCGGGGGGCUCUGGCUUGAGGCUGAGCCAGAUGGGGGGACCCCUCCACCACAUGGGGGGUCCCACCGACUCUCUCUCCCAGCAGCAGCAGCAUGCGGCAGCCGCCAUGCACUUCCCCCUCUCCUUCCAGAACCCCCUCUUCCAUCUGGCUGCCGACGGCCCUCGGGGUCAGCCCCACAGUCGUCCUCAGGCCCAGCCACCUCCCCCUCCGCUCUUGCUGGCCCCGGAGCUUGACAAUGCCCACCACCAACAGGGCUACGUGAGGGCAUUCGGCCACGGUGGCUUCUCGCGCAGCGAGGACCUGUCGGCCCUGCGGCCACAGAGCAGUCUGGUGCAGCCCAGUAUUGUCCAUUCUCACAGCUACAGUGACGACUACACGCGGCAGAACCAGAACACUGAAUACGCCCAGCGCCAGCUUUCGCUGCAAGUGCAGGUCUGUAUUCCAGGAAAAUAUCAGUCAUUUAAUUUCAAUUGAAUUUCAUUAAUUCCGGUAGCAGCAUUUCAGAUGACACUGUCAGAGCCUAAGUGCACGAUAACAAGAAUACAUCUCUUCAUACUAAACAUACAUACACCACACAAUGCAUGUAACACCUCAUGCAGACAUUACAUUUAGCAAUCUGACUGUUGCAAACUGUUGUUGUGGUCUGUUGCAUUGAUAAACCCCAUCAUGGAUUUAAAUUGAUAUUUCAUAUAAUUUCAAAAUAAAUGUACAGGAAUGACCCAGCAGUCACUUUUUAGAGACAUUGAUAGUGAAAUGUAUCUGCCUAUUGUUUGUAUGAGCAGAUGCUUGAAAAACAAGUUAGACAGGCAUGAACAAAAGGAUUGUCCGAAUAAAUUGACUUCACAACCAUUCCUCACGUCCUCGUCUCUCCUCUUAUAUUUCCUGCCCCCCCUCCCUCUGUCUCCCUCUCUUCCUUUUCCCGCCCACCCUCUCUCUCUCAGGAGAAUCUCCAGCAGCAGAUUCUUAUGGGCAUGACCCCUCAGACGGCAACAGGCACAGGCACUCCCACCUCCUUGGCCACUCCCCCUUCCACCGUGCACCCUGUCCGUCAUGGCUCCGUAGCACCGCCUCCCCCGCAGCGCCUCAAAUCCCAGCUGUCCAUCAGCCCCGGGGCCACCUCCACCCCUCCCAAGGCCCGCCCCCAGAGCAGGAACCUCCUUCUCCAGUCGCCCGAGUCCAGCUUUGGCGGCAGGCAGCCCUCUCCGCAGCAACAACAGCAGCAGCAGCUGUCUGUCAAACCGUCUGACUGCCCAGCCCCUGGGCUCCCGCACCAGUCGAGCUCUGCCAGGGACGGCCAGGGGGCACCACAAGGGGGCAACGGAGAGACCACAGACACCCCAACUAAGAGCACCAAGCAGCCUCAGACCACAGACACCCCGACUAAGAGCACCAAGCAGCCUCAGCAGCAGUCCCAGCAGCAGCCUCCACAGCAGCAUCUGCUCAAGCCCACAGUCAAUAAACAGGUCUAUUGCUGGAAUGCCAUGGGCUCUAUGUUGGGACGCCUGGGUAUCCAACUGGAGCAAUCCAGGAGACUUGAGACCGUGUUAGUCCACUGAGCUAAAGCCUUGGCAUUAGCUCUGGGAGCUAAAACGAGUCUAGAGGUCUCAGGCAAGGUUACUCGUCACAAACCACCUUGGCUACAUAUAUUAAUCAUACUUUGGUGAUUCUCAGAAUCUCAACUGAUUUAGGAGGGAGGGGUCACAGAGGAAGCUUAGCCUGUGUCACAACUUCAGUGUUAUGAACAUGUAAUUUGUGUUCGAUUUUAACCAAAUCUAUAUUUUGUCCCAGUUCCCUACACGUUUCACAUUAUGUAAAAGUAUGUAAUGUAAUGUAAAUGUAACAUCAAAGACAAUCUGAUUAUGUAUUGAAGGCUAUUGUUUGAACAUUAUUGUAUAUUGUCCAAAUCUAAGUACUUGUCCAAAGGUAAGUGCAUAGAGAUACAUGUAGAAGAUGGAUAGCCAACCAAAAAGCACAGAAAAGUGUUGCUGUUUGAUCUAGUAAUUUAAGCAAUAUGCCGUCAACGCUUAACAGAUUAGAACACAUCACAAGCUUUCCUAAAUACUUUCCGAGAUAGGAGUACCUUUUAGUCUUAAUAAUCUUGAUAGCAGGAUCAUGCGAUUUCUGAUCCUCUUCCUGUAUCAUCUUGCCUCUUUGCUUUCAGGGUUCUCAGUCCCCCUCCACCCUGACCCCCAACGAGCGCACUGUGGCCUGGGUGUCCAACAUGCCACACCUCUCUGCCGACAUUGAAAUAUUGCGUAGCUCAUCGAACCUUGAGGACCUCAAGAUGAAGGAGUACUCCAAGAGCAUGGACGAGUCACGCAUGGAUAGGGUGAGUCCAUUUUUGGGGGGAUGA